Molecule: messenger RNA, 484 nt
Organism: Schistosoma intercalatum
Lineage: Eukaryota; Metazoa; Platyhelminthes; Trematoda; Strigeidida; Schistosomatidae
Source: the annotation of a GenBank genome assembly
GCGAGAAUGCCUACUGGAGAUAAACAACCGGAAAAGCAUAAGAAAGAGUCUAUAAUUGAUUUAAACAAGUAUAUAGAUAAAAGAAUCCGUGUCAAAUUUUCAGGUGGACGGGAAGCUGUUGGUAUCUUGAAAGGAUGCGAUAAUUUACAGAAUAUGGUGAUUGAUUGUACUACUGAAUUUCUUCGUGAUCCAGAUGAUCCUCAUCGUUUGACUGAAGAUACAAGAGAACUUGCCCUUGUGGUUUGUAGGGGUCCAUCCGUGGAACUUGUUUGUCCUGCAGAUGGAAUGGAAUCUAUACCUAAUCCAUUUGUUCAACAAGAAUGAUUCGUAAAAAACUUAUUUAUUUUAUAUGAUAUAAAUAAAUUUGUAAAAUAUUCCCGCCUUCUCUCUCAUUGUAACUGUACGUCACAUAAGCUUUUUCAUGUCAUCAGCUAUUAAUUUUUUACUGAAUAUGUAUAUUUAAAAAAAUACAUUGUCUUUCUAC